This is a messenger RNA of Lotus japonicus, 2947 nucleotides long. RefSeq names its product protein ENHANCED DISEASE RESISTANCE 2-like. Gene Ontology annotation, molecular function: lipid binding. The record is from RefSeq and is a predicted model, not a curated record. Lineage: Eukaryota; Viridiplantae; Streptophyta; Magnoliopsida; Fabales; Fabaceae. The transcript is spliced from 21 exons. The coding region runs from base 356 to 2566 and encodes 736 amino acids.
AAAACACGCACAAAAUAGUUAUUCUAGAAGCGAGAAGAUAGGAAACAAACACAGAGAGAGAGAGAGAGAGAGGAGGAAGAACAUCAUCAACUACAACAAAGAUCAUUGCCACUGCUUUCACAAUUCUGAUUCUCUGAUUCCCUUUUGCGGGAUCAGAGGAUCACCAUCAAUCAUAUUUUUUCUCCUCACCACCCCAUGAAUGAACCUUCCUUCUUCUAGCUUCUUCUUCUUCCUCUUCUCUGCAUGAGUCUCUAACUGCAUUUUGCAUUGAAACAGAGGCUCUGAAGAUUGGUUUUCUUUGUUGUAACAUGCAAAUUUGAGGAACUUGGGGUGGUUUUUUACACGAUUUCUGGAGAUGGGUGUUCCACAGAGUGAGGGGAAAAUGGAAGGGUGGCUCUAUCUCAUUCGCUCCAAUCGUUUUGGUCAGCUUUCUUCACGUAAGAGGUACUUUAUCCUCAAAGAAAAUAUCCUCAGAAGCUUUAAGAUCAAACCUGCUUCCCAAAUGGAGGAGCCAAUCAGAAGUGCAAUAAUAGACUCCUGUGUUAGGGUUACUGACAAUGGAAGGGAGAGUAUCAGCAGAAAAAAAUUUGUUUGCACCUUGCAGAUGUUAUUCAUUUUUACUUUAUAUAAUGCUUCAAAUCAAAGGGAUAAGCUUAAGUUAGGAGCAAGUAGCUCAGAAGAAGCUGCAAGAUGGACACGUUCUUUUCAGGAUGCUGCAUUGAAGGAGUGCCCAAAUCCAGCAAAGAAUUUUGUGGCGUGUUCCAAGAAAAGACGUCCAACUUUAAGAUAUGGAGGCUCAAAAAGCGCAGAUUGGAAAUACUCUAACUUAAAUUUUCAAUCAUGCAUAUACACUGAAGCAAUGACCUCUGAUGUUAUUGCACCUUCACCAUGGAAGAUUUUUGGUUGUUCGAAUGGACUAAGGAUGUUCAAAGAGGCCAAAGAUGGGGAUUCCCGAGGAAGGCAUUGGGGUGAUCACCCAGCAAUAAUGGCAGUUGGUGUGGUUGAUGGAACUUCAGAAGCCAUUUUUCACACUCUCAUGUCUCUUGAUCCCACAAGAGCAGAAUGGGACUUUUGUAUUUACCAGGGCAAUGUGGUUGAUCAUAUUGAUGGCCAUACAGAUAUUAUUCACCUGCAGCUCUACAAUGAUUGGCUACCAUGGGGCAUGAAACCCAGGGAUUUACUGUUAAGAAGAUACUGGAGAAGAGAGGAUGAUGGAACAUAUGUGGUAUUAUACCAUUCUGUGUAUCAUUCUAAGUGUCCACCCAAGAAAGGCUACGUCCGAGCUUGCCUUAAAAGUGGAGGAUUUGUAGUCACUCCUGUAAACAAAGGAACACAGUCAGUUGUAAGACACAUGCUUGCUAUUGAUUGGAAGUUUUGGAAAUCAUAUUUGCGCCCCUCAUCUGCAAGAUCCAUAACCUUUCAUAUGCUUGAGAGAAUUGCAGCACUAAGAGAGUUGUUUAGAACAAAAGGAGGAAACUAUCACUCUGAGCCUCUUAUAAUGACAAAAGAUAUUGGAUUGCCUCAUAUUGGUGUAAAAGAGGAUAUUAAGAGUCCAGUUCCUGAAGAGAAUUGCAAGAUUGAGGAUCUCCUAGUGAGAGAUGAGGUGGACAGGGAAAAUCCUAGCCGUACAAGUUUAAUGGGUUUAAAUGAUUCAGAUGAGUUCUUUGAUGUUCCUGACUCAACGGACUGUGAUCAAUUUGAGAAUGAGUGGCACAAUGACUUGGCUUCUGAACAACUGGCUGUGCCCCAAGCCAGAUUAUCAUCAGCUGCUGGUUUCGUCAAGAAAUUACAUGACCUUGCAGUUCAGAAGAAAGGGUAUAUUGACCUGCAAGAUACAGCCAGGGAUGAAGUUGCAUCAUGCUCUUAUGGAGCUACUCUUCCAAAAGACCCAAGUUGUGUUUUACCUUGCAGCUGGGCUGCUUCUGACCCUUCUUUGUUUUUGGUUCGGGGAGAAAAUUAUUUAAGAGACAAUCAGAAGGUCAAGGCGAAAGGCACCUUGAUGCAAAUGGUUGGUGCAGAUUGGCUCUGUUCUGACACAAGAGAAGAUGAUUUGAGUAGUCGUCCCGGCUCCAUAGUUCAGCAAUAUGCAGCAAAAGGUGGUCCAGAAUUCUUUUUUGUUAUUAACAUACAAAUGCCUGGAAGCCCCAUGUAUUCAAUUGCACUCUAUUACAUGCUGAAAACUCCUUUGGAAGACAAUCCCUUACUGCAGAGCUUUGUAGAUGGAGAUGAUGCUUACAGGAACUCAAGAUUUAAGCUGAUACCAUAUAUUUCCAAGGGAUCAUGGAUAGUCAAGCAAAGUGUUGGAAAGAAAGCAUGUUUAGUGGGACAAGCACUAGAAAUACUUUACAUUCGAGGGAAGAACUAUCUAGAGCUUGAUAUCGAUGUGGGAUCUUCAACGGUUGCAAGGGGAGUGGCUAGUCUAGUUCUUGGAUACCUGAACAAUUUGGUGGUAGAAAUGGCAUUUUUGAUACAGGGUAACACACAAGAUGAGCUCCCAGAAGUCCUCAUUGGAACAUGUAGACUGAACCACAUGGAUGCAUCAAAAGCAUUUGUGUUGAAAUCAUAAUAUUUUAAGUUGGGAAUAUCUUCAUAUCUUUGAGGAGCAGAAGAAGCUGAUACUCCUCCUACACCAGCAAAAGAAGCAAAAACAAAAUUAAGGAUGAUGAGAACUGACAAGUGCUACAUCUACAUGUGCUAGAACAAUUUGCUUCCCUGCAAUGCUUCAUAUUUUGUCAAAUUAAUGUUGGUAGUAGGAGUAUAAUUUCCUGUGGAUAUUUUUCUGGGGCUAAUCAAUUUGCCAAGCAGCUGUUCCUUAAUUCUCAAUCACGAUGUGUAAUGUUGUUCCAUAACUUAUUCUUUGGUUGAUUCCAUGCAUUAAAAUAGUAUGUAAAACAGAAAUAGAAGAAAAAAAGGGGGAAAAGGAAAAGAGUUAUACUUGGUUUGUGUC